AUGGAUGACACAUUAACGUCUGCUACUACUACCGAACUGAUGAUUAUUUUCUCUCGAUAUGGAAUACCAGAGAGCCUGAAAGCCGACAAUGGUCCGCAGUUCACAUCCGAAGACUUUUUAGCUUUCUGUGAGGAGUAUGACAUCCGGUUGGUGCACUCGAUUCCUUAUUGGCCUCAGAUGAACGGGGAAGUUGAGCGUCAAAACCGCUCUAUCUUGAAGCGAUUGAGGAUAGCCCAGGAAUUGGACAAGGACUGGCGGAAAGAGUUGAGGCAGUAUCUUCUGAUAUAUCACACAGCCAAUCAUACGACCACAGGGAAACCCCCAUCAGAGCUCAUGUUUGGGCGCCGCAUACGCACUAAAUUGCCAAGCAUUUCAAAGGCAUCAGAGCAAUACGACGUCGUUAGAGAACGGGACGCUAUUGAAAAAGAGAGAGGGAAGUUAUAUGCGGACAAGAAACGCAGAGCUAAACCAAGUGGGUUGCAAGUGGGAGAUCGCGUUCUAGCGAAGCGUACCAGAAAGGGAAAUAAGUUGUGUGCCGACUUCUCACCUGAAACUUUCGAAGUUGUCCAGAGAAGCGGAGCUGAUGUUACCAUUAGUUAA
Molecule: messenger RNA, 600 nt
Organism: Wyeomyia smithii (pitcher-plant mosquito)
Lineage: Eukaryota; Metazoa; Arthropoda; Insecta; Diptera; Culicidae
Exons: 1
Coding region: 1-600 (199 amino acids)
Biological process (GO): DNA integration
Molecular function (GO): nucleic acid binding
Source: RefSeq, a predicted model, not a curated record